AUGGGAAUGACCCCGGCCACCCGGACCCAGAUCCACGGACCGUACCAAGGUUCUGACAGCCCGCCUGAAACCUCGCCCACCAGGCAUCAUCGCAGCACGCCACGACGCAUACACUUUCCUGCCACGCAAGUCCUCAUCGGCCAUGCUAACCGAGUCCAGCCCUAUCCGCAGACCGCCACCGGAUCUCCCAAGACUUCCAUGUUGCCUCUCUCGGUGCGCCGCGGCGGCCCCUCCUCCGCCAAGGGCGAGCUCCUGGGUGACUUCGCCUACAUUGAUGGCGGCGAGGUAUCCCAGGCCAACGGAGGUCAGCCGUCGGGCAAUAAUGUCCCGAGUCCAGAAAGCUCAACGCUAUCAAUAAGUCUCCGGGAGUCCUGGACCAACUCCACCGUGCCCAUCCAGGUAAUCCAAAAGCCAGCACCCGUCCUCAACAGCCAAGCCAUAUGGACCGAUGAAUCAACAAACUCAUUCUGGAUCUGGGGAGGAGCAUCUGCAGAUGGGACCCCGCCCCCUCCAGACCAGACAUGGCAAUUCUCCGCCGAUGGGAAUGGAGGUGGCUCCUGGAACCUGAAGCCGCCGUCAAAUCCGAGAAUCUUCAACGAACUGUCACGUCCCGUCGGGUGUGCCCACACCCAAGGCGAUGGUGUAGGAUAUUGCAUGGGCGGGCUCCUGACCAGCCAGUCGAACGCCUCGGUGGCGAGCGACUACGCCGUGGCCGGCCUCGUGAGCUUUGGGAUGAGCUCGUCGGUGUGGACCAACACUUCGAUCGAACGCACGCUCGUGAACGCGCAGGCCGAGUACGCACCGUUUGGUCCCAACGGCCUCAUAUUGCUUCUUGGCGGGACAUCAGGGGACUCGCCGCCCGCUCUCAUCGACUUCGUCAACAUCACAUUCUAUGACCCCAUUACGAAGCAAUUCUUCUCCCAGCAGGCCACCGGCACCAUCCCCACGUCCCGUCAGCGCCUCUGCUCGGUGGGAGUCCCCGGGCCAGGCAAUACCUUCGAGGUUUUCCUGUACGGUGGCCUCAUGGCCGACAACACCGUCUCUGACGAGGUGUUCGUGCUGUCACUGCCGGGCUUCGUUUUCGCCAAGGCAGACAACCCCGGUGCGACCACCGCGCGUGCCGAUCACGCGUGUGUCGCCGUGGGCAGUGGCAAGAGACAGAUGCUCUCCAUCGGGGGCACCGACGCCUCCAAAGGCUACCCUGCAGAGUUCGCGGACCCGGACCCAUGGGCUCAGGGACUUGGGGUUUUCGACAUGACCGCUCUGCUCUGGACGGAUGGGUAUAACAACGAUGCUGGAGCUUAUGAUACCCCAGAAGUUGUGAAGCAGUUCUAUCGUGAUGGAGGGCUGGACAAGGUUCAGUGGACAAGUGACGAGGUAAAAAAUUUGUUCAGUUCCACCACGCCGGGCUUUGGUGCAGGCUCGAACAACAACAACCCUGGGGGUGCCACUAGCGACAAUAGUAAUGAUAAUAAUAACAACAAUAACGACAACAACACGAACGAAAACGAUACAAACAGCUCUACCGGCAGCGGACUAACAUCAGGUCUGUCGAGGCAAGCCAUUCUAGGAAUCUCAAUCGGGUCAUCCGCAGCCCUGCCCAUCCUAAUAGCCGGACUAUAUUUCUUCUGCUGCCGACGGCGGCCCAAAGCCUCCAGAUCGAUAUCCGCCACGACGACAACGACUAUCCACCACCACCCCAAACGGCGCAGCUCGGACGCCAGCAAGGAAGAACGCGAUCAUGACUACAACCUUUCCGAUGUCAGCAAGCGCCCAGCAGUCCGCUCCAUCGACAGCAACAAGAAAGGACACCUAGCCGUUCCAUCCACCCCUCUGGCACGGCGGUCCCUGGAGCAGUACAGCGUACACAUCAAGGGCAACGCAACGCCAAUCAUCAUCAACAGCAACGCGCUGACAGAAACAAGGCCGCUCAUCUCAGGGACAGAACAGCAGCAGCAGCAGCAACAAGGACCGCAAGCGCCAAAGCGGGUCAGGUUCUCGGCGCUGCUGAGGCCGCCGCAGCGCAAGCCCGUGCCCGCCCUCCAGCCGCAGCAGGCCCUCGGCGGCAACCCCGUAACAAUUCGCUCGGAACUGGCCGACCGCCGCGGGCGCCCGGCCCUGCAGGCCAUCCGCACUCGCGCCGCCGCGGCGGCGGCAGCGGGAGGAGGGGGCGGGCCUGUGAAGAGUGGUGGGGUUCGCGUGUACCAGGGGCCGUCGUGA
This is a messenger RNA of Diaporthe citri, 2220 nucleotides long. RefSeq lists its product as uncharacterized. Bases 1 to 2220 code for a protein of 739 amino acids. The transcript is spliced from 4 exons. The record is from RefSeq and is a predicted model, not a curated record. Lineage: Eukaryota; Fungi; Ascomycota; Sordariomycetes; Diaporthales; Diaporthaceae.